This is a messenger RNA of Gambusia affinis (western mosquitofish), 539 nucleotides long. Its product is annotated as leptin-B-like. NCBI's taxonomy places the organism in Eukaryota, Metazoa, Chordata, Actinopteri, Cyprinodontiformes, Poeciliidae. The coding region runs from base 69 to 539 and encodes 156 amino acids. The record is from RefSeq and is a predicted model, not a curated record. The transcript has 3 exons.
UGUUAUCGCUUUCAUUCAUUGCCACUGGAGGAGAAUCAGAAGUUGAAAAACAAAGUUCAUUUUUCAAGAUGUGCAUCUCUCUGGCCCUGUUGUUCAUCUCUCUAAUGGCAGCUCCUGAGUGCUCAAGUCUUCCAACAAAGACCGACUCCAUCAGAAACAACAUACACAACAUAGUAAACAUUGCUCAGAUAACUCUGGUCCACAUAGACAAGUUAAAGAAUAAGACGCCCCUACAGUUAGAGGUCUCCACUCCACCCAUAAAUGGAUUAACCGAUAUCAGCCUCUACCUUGGACAUUUAGAUGACGAGCUGCAGAGCCCCUUCACAAAUCUCCUGAGUCAGAUUCAAGCUGACGUUUCCAGCCUGGACUCAAGGGUGCGCUCUCUUGCCUUAAUGUUGGACUGCCCCAUCCAGGACAAACCGAGUGUGGAGCCCAGGGAGCUUUUGUUCCCCGACAGCCAGCACUAUGUGACACUGGCAAAGGUGCAGCACUACCUGGAGAACCUUCCCUCAAAUAAGGAGAAACUUAAGGUUUGCUGA